CAAUUCUUCACAUCCAUGUCACUGUCCAUGUUGUCCUCCCUUUCUUUCUUUUUUCUCUUAUCUUUGCCCUCUGUCACUCUUUCUUACAAACCCGAAUUGCUGCUUCUUCCUUCAACCACAUCAGCCCCUGAGGCCCUGGCUUUUGAUCCUGCCGGCAGAGGCCCUUACACUGGUAUCUCCGAUGGCCGAAUUCUCAAGUACAUCAAUCCCAAUGUCGGUUUUGUAGAUUUUGCCGUUUCUAGUCCCACUAGGUCGAAGCUGCUCUGUGAUGGAUCAAAUAGCACUAAAGGGCCGGCUUGUGGCCGUCCGUUAGGUUUGGAGUUUAACUUUAAAACGGAUAUUCUUUACGUUACUGACGCUUAUUUCGGCCUUGUAUCGGUUAAUCCCGGCGGAAGUGUUGCCACACAACUUGCCACAUCUGCAGAAAAUGUUCCAUUCCUAUUUCUCAACGCUUUGAACAUUGAUCAAGAUACCGGAAUCGUUUAUUUCGUCGAAACCAGCACCAAAUUUCCGCGAGACAAAUUUAAUGAGGGUGUUCUCAGCAAAGACACGACAGGAAGAUUAAUGAAAUACGAUCCUGAAACCAAAGAGGUGACAGUGUUGCAAAGGAAACUUGGAAUGCCCAAUGGAGUGGCUGUGAGCAAAGAUGGAAGCUUUGUGAUUUAUGCAGAAGCAGUUUUUGGAAGAGCACAAAAGUUUUGGCUAACCGGCCCAAAAGCUAACAGUUCAGAAAUUUUUGCGACGUUCCAAGGGCGAGGGGAUAACAUCAAGAGGAACACAAAAGGGGAGUUCUGGAUACCUGAUAAUUCAAAUACAACAUCUUUGGGAAAGAGGUUUAGUGAAGAUGGCAAGCUUUUGCAGACAUUAACUUUGAGUGAAGAUCCGGCUAUACGCUACAGUGAAGUUCAAGAGUUUGAAGGGAAAAUAUAUCUGGGAUCUGCAGGGUUAAAUGUUAACUAUGUUAAAGUUCUUAGUGGAUAAACAGUUUGAUGCUUAAAUAAGUAAUUUGUAAUUCAACAUCGAUCCUUAGAUUGUUGUUAAGAAAUAAGUGAUUUGUAGUUUAGCAUGAUUGGCUUGUUGUUUUCAAAAACAAAUAAAAUGAA
Pistacia vera is the source of this 1103-nucleotide messenger RNA. RefSeq names its product strictosidine synthase-like. The transcript has 3 exons. Lineage: Eukaryota; Viridiplantae; Streptophyta; Magnoliopsida; Sapindales; Anacardiaceae. The record is from RefSeq and is a predicted model, not a curated record. Gene Ontology annotation, biological process: biosynthetic process. The coding region runs from base 16 to 981 and encodes 321 amino acids. Gene Ontology annotation, molecular function: strictosidine synthase activity.